Molecule: messenger RNA, 783 nt
Organism: Plenodomus lingam JN3
Lineage: Eukaryota; Fungi; Ascomycota; Dothideomycetes; Pleosporales; Leptosphaeriaceae
Source: RefSeq, a predicted model, not a curated record
AUGGUGAUGGGGGAUGCUGGUGACGUUGCUGAUGCUGCUGAUGUUGGCCCCGGGGAUGUGGAGUUAGCCGUGUUGUCUAACCGUGAGGUUUUCUGGGGAACCCUCAGUCUUGGCGCUUUCGUUUCUCUUGGCUUUCUCUUUGUGGCAAUGCUCUUUGCUGCCCCUCGUCACCUGACCCGUCGACCGACUGACCGACCAGCCGACCAACUGACCGAACAUGGGACUGUGGUACAAAUCCACGAACCCUCAUCAUCUCAAUUAUCCCGCAACCAACGAGCCACGGAUUUCCAUUCCUCAUGCAAGGCGACCAUCGUCAAAUUCGCUGCCAUGGCCAAGGUGCAUCCUUCCUCGGAAACCUCGCUUGUGGCUUCGGCUCAAAGCCGUAACGUUGUGCAGGAACACUGCGCUUUGUUUCACCAUCCCGUCUCCUAUCUCCACUGUGGCACUGCCAUUUCUGAGGCCCAUGGAAACACAUGUCCCAAUCGAUCCGUGUUCCCAAAGUCUGUGUUGCUUGGCCAAAUCAAGCUUUUACUGACCUUGUGGAGAGAUCCUAUUCCUGGCCUUCCCAAGGCACCUCCUAGCUGCUGCAAAGAUGACAUCCAGGAAGCUCCAAAAAGAAACAUGAUGACAAACUUUUCGAUCGUCGCACGGUCUGAGAGAUGUAAACCUUGGAAUCGGCUCUCGGUAUCUAUGGCACAUGCUCGCCCCGUCGCGCAGAGGAGUGGCCAUUUUCAACUGCUCUGUGCAUCGAUACCCGAGAGUCGUCCAGAGUACUGUACGUAG